Molecule: messenger RNA, 1476 nt
Organism: Myxocyprinus asiaticus (Chinese sucker)
Lineage: Eukaryota; Metazoa; Chordata; Actinopteri; Cypriniformes; Catostomidae
Gene: otud6b
Product: OTU deubiquitinase 6B
Exons: 7
Coding region: 251-1081 (276 amino acids)
Biological process (GO): protein deubiquitination
Molecular function (GO): cysteine-type deubiquitinase activity
Source: RefSeq, a predicted model, not a curated record
UCUCGCGAGAGUGUGCUUGCAUUUGAGCAGCUGAGCAAAUGUACUCAAAAUCAAUUGAUUUCUAUGAGCUGAACCCACAAAUUAGUCCUUUAAUAGCUGAAACCAAUGGAAACUAAUGUUUAUUGUUUAGGUCAAUUUUAGCCAACAUUUUAUCACUCUGAAUAUUUAGUUAAUUUUAAUAUGGAGGUAGUGGAGACAGCAGAGGAGCUGUUAGCUAAGCAGCAUCGCAAGGAAAAGAAAGAUAUGCAAGAUGUGUUUUUGUUUCUUAGCAAAAAUACAAAGUAUGAAAAAUGCUGUGCCCAAAAAUGACAAGAAGAGGAGGAAACAGUUGACUGAGGACAUUGCCAGAUUAGAGGCUGAGCUCAUCCAAAAACACGAAAAUGAACUGAAACAACUUCAGAUCUCUUCUACGGCAGAGGAGGUUUCAAAUACAUUGGAUUCAAUGAGCUUGUCAAAUAAUGAGGAAAAAACAGAUGCAACGCAAGCUAGGACAUCUAAAGCUCAGAAGAGACGGGACAAAAAGGCUGCUUUUGAGAAGGAACGGGAGGUGCGGAUCGCUGAGGCAGAGGUGGAGAAUCUUACUGGCUCCCGUCAUCAGGAGGGUCUGAAGCUGAGACAGAAGCUGGUGGAGAGGCACCUUCAGGUCAAAGAGAUCUCCUCUGAUGGACACUGCAUGUACCACGCUGUGGAGGAUCAGAUGAUGGAGCGAGGCUGCUCUCUCAGCCUCAAAGAGCUUCGGGCUCAAACAGCUCAGUACAUGAGAAGCCACUCCGAUGACUUCCUGCCUUUCCUUACUGACCCCAAUACAGGAGACAUGUACACUGCAGAUGAGUUUGAGAAGUACUGCAGUGAUGUGGCAGACACAGCUGCUUGGGGUGGACAGUUAGAGUUGAAAGCCCUUUCACAGGUCCUCCAGCUUCCGAUCGAAGUUAUUCAGGCAGAGUCCCCCACUAUUAUUAUUGGUGAAGAAUAUGGCAAUCCACCAAUCACACUCAUUUACAUGCGGCAUGCAUAUGGACUUGGUGAGCACUACAACUCUGUGGAACCCCUGAAAGAUUUAGCAAAUGAGGAAGAGGGCUGAUCCAAUCAGUGACGCACAUUAAUACAGUAUAUGCAGCUGUGCAUAAUUCAUUAGCCUGUAGAAAUGGAUCUACUGAAAUUUUGUUCAGUUUUGAUUGGAGCAGCUAAAUUGAACUUGUUCUCUCAAGAUGCUCAUAGAAGAUGCUUCAAUAACACAAGGCGGCAACUUUGGUUGCAGUGAAUAAGCUUAAUGUAAUAAUAAUCCAUGCUUGCCAAUGCUAUUCAUGAAUUGUCUGAACUGUAUUAUAAUGUGCAUUGUGUUGUUUACAAAAAAACUACAUAUCAGCAUAUAUAUAUAUAUAUCAUAUAAAGUAAUUUGCUCUAUGAGGUGCUGGAUCAUGUAAAGUGCAACAUGCUGAAUUCAUUGUCUUGGAAUAAAAAUAACUUUUUAUCAAA